Molecule: messenger RNA, 1693 nt
Organism: Chrysemys picta bellii (western painted turtle)
Lineage: Eukaryota; Metazoa; Chordata; Testudines; Emydidae
Source: RefSeq, a predicted model, not a curated record
CAGCCAGGGCGUGUGCCCAUAAGGUGGGAUCUGAGACCAGGGCGUGUGUCCAUGGGGGGGAUGUGGGACCAGGGUGUAGGAUCCAGGUGCUCUGGGAUCUGGUCCCUAACACCAAUUUCCUUUUCAGGCUGCUCUCUGGCCGGGCACAGCUGGGUGUUGGGAGGGCGAGAAUUUCCCAAACCCACCAUCUGGGUGAGCCCCAGCAGGGUGGUGGCGCUCGGGGGAAGCGUCACCAUCCGCUGUGAGGGUUUGUACCCGGGCAUGAAGUUCUUUCUGCGUAAAGCUGGACACCCGAACCGGCAGAGGCCGAUGGUGCCUGAUGGGACCGUGGCUGAAUUUCCCAUCCCCAGUGUCGGCCGGGAAGAUGGAGGGAGCUACACCUGCGACUAUCGCUCCAUAACGGAUCAGAGUCGCGGGUCGUAUCCCAGCGACCCCAUCGAGAUCAUUGUAGGAGGGACAUUGGAACCAAGUUCAGCACCGGAUGUGACCCGUGCCAUCAUCGCCGGGGUGAGUGUGGCGGCCGUCGGCCUCCUUCCCCUCCUCCUGAUCUUCCUCUGCUACAGAAACGCCUCCAAUAAUGAAGGGAAAGAGCCGCAGACCCUGCUCGGUGGAGCUGGAGACUGGGGUGUUGGUGGCAGCGCUGAGGGGUCCCUCCCUGACCCCGUCAUGGCGUCUGCUCUCACCGUCCUCCUCCUCGGCUGCUGGUUUGCCGGGCGGAGCGGGGUGUCGGGAGAGGGGUCCCUCCCCAAACCCUCCAUCUCCGUCAGCCCCGGUGGGGUGAUCCCCGUGGGGGGAAACGUCAUCAUCCGGUGUCGGCAUCAGCGCCUGGGCAUGAGGAUCCUCCUCUACAAGGCUGGAGAUGGGAACUAUCUGAAUUACACAGACCCUGCUGGCUCUGAGGCUGAAUUUCCCAUCACCAGCGCCAGACGGGAACAGAGCGGAAACUACACCUGUCGUUAUAGCAACAGAACAGGACCAGUUACCUACUCGGAGCCCAGCGACCCCGUGCAGAUCAUUGUAGCAGAGCUCAGCUACCCCAAACCUUCCAUCUCCCUGAGCCCCAGCGGGGGGGUCGCCCCAGGGGGAGCCGUGACCAUCCGAUGUCGGGGUUCAUACCAGAACGUGAGGUUCCGUCUGUACAAAGAUGGGAACCCGACCACGCUGCAGGACGCGGAGCCGGCUGGGGACCUGGCUGAGUUUCCCAUUCGCAGCGUGAGCUGGAGAGACGCCGGGAGCUACAGCUGCUAUUAUCACCACAAAUCGGACCCAGCCACCUGGUCGCAUCCCAGUGACCCCGUAGAGCUGGUGGUAGCAGAUGCUGGUUCUAUUCCUGCCGGGGGAAACAACCAGACUCAGCCGGGAAAGACACUGGCUCCCACCUGCCCAGGCAGCACGGGGCCAGGUACCAGGGCUGGGAGCACGAAAUCACCAUCAACCCCCCCAGAAACAGGGGGAACCGACCCGACUCAGCCGGGAACGACACCAGCUUCCACCCACCCAGGCAGCACAGGACCAGAUACCAGUACGGGGGGCAGGAACUCGCCAUCAACGACCCCAGACACAGGUGGACCUGUAUCAAGCGCAGCACCGGUUCUGACCCGCACCAUCAUCGCCGGGGUGAGCGCGGCAGCCACCGGCCUCCUCCUCCUGCUCCUCCUCCUGGCCUUCGUCUGCUACAGAAGAACCCGAGGAA